UGGGCCGGGGGCCUGGCAGGCAGGGCAUAGGGCGCGCGGGGAGGGAGUGGGGCUGGCCCGGCGGAGCGCCCGGGAGCGUGAGGGCUAGAGCGGCGCCGCCCGCCGCCGUGCGCCCGAGGGCAGGGCUGCGCGGCCCCUCCGACCGUGCUCGGGCGCCUCGUCCGCCGCCUCGGAGCUGCGCCUGGGCUGGCCGGGCGGGGCCCGAGGACUGGCAGGAUGGCGCUCCCCUCCCCCAUCCCGAAGGCAGUUCCAUCCCCUGUGGAGGACGCUUCCACCCUGGCUCGCCUCGGGCCCCCGCUGUUUUUGUCCGAAAGGCAUUUUUUUUACCAUCUGUGAAAACUUCCUGUAAUUCAUUUUUCCUCACUCCAGUAUUAAGAAUUAUACCAAAUUAAAAAGAUAUGAAUGAAUAUCCUAAAAAAAGAAAAAGGAAGACUUUACACCCUUCUCGUUAUUCAGAUUCCUCUGGAAUAAGCAGAAUUGCAGAUGGAUUCAAUGGCAUUUUUUCUGAUCAUUGUUAUAGUGUUUGUUCUAUGAGACAACCAGACUUAAAAUAUUUUGACAACAAAGAUGAUGAUUCUGAUACAGAGACAUCAAAUGACUUGCCAAAAUUUACAGAUGGAAUCAAGGCCAGAAGCAGAAAUCAAAACUACCUGGUUCCCAGUCCUGUACUUAGAAUUAUAGACCACACUGCCUUUUCUACAGAAAAAUCUACUGAUAUUGAAAUUUGUGAUGAAGAGUGCGACUCCCCUGAAUCAGUCAACCAGCAAACUCAAGAGGAGAGCCCUAUAGAAGUUCACACUGCUGAAGAUGUUCCAAUUGCUGCGGAAGUGCAUGCAAUUUCUGAAGAUUAUGAUAUAGAGACAGAAAACAAUUCCUCUGAGAGUCUCCAAGACCAAACUGAUGAAGAGCCACCAGCUAAACUUUGCAAAAUUCUUGACAAGAGCCAAGCUUUUAAUGUGACUGCCCAGCAGAAAUGGCCUUUACUGAGAGCUAAUAGCAGUGGCCUCUAUAAAUGUGAACUUUGUGAGUUCAACAGCAAAUAUUUUUCUGAUUUAAAGCAGCAUAUGAUCUUGAAGCAUAAGCGUACUGAUUCAAAUGUCUGUCGAGUAUGCAAAGAAAGUUUCUCUACCAACAUGCUCCUGAUCGAACAUGCCAAACUGCAUGAGGAGGAUCCCUACAUUUGUAAAUACUGUGAUUAUAAGACAGUAAUUUUUGAGAACCUCAGCCAGCACAUUGCAGACACCCAUUUUAGUGAUCACCUUUAUUGGUGUGAGCAGUGUGAUGUACAGUUCUCCUCAAGCAGUGAACUCUACCUACAUUUCCAGGAGCACAGCUGUGAUGAACAGUACUUGUGUCAGUUCUGUGAACAUGAAACGAAUGAUCCAGAAGACUUGCAUAGCCAUGUGGUAAAUGAGCAUGCAUGUAAAUUAAUAGAGUUAAGUGAUAAGUAUAACAAUGGAGAACAUGGACAGUACAGCCUCUUAAGCAAAAUUACAUUUGACAAAUGUAAAAACUUCUUUGUAUGUCAAGUAUGUGGGUUUCGGAGUAGACUUCAUACAAAUGUUAACAGGCAUGUUGCUAUUGAACAUACUAAAAUUUUUCCUCAUGUUUGUGAUGACUGUGGGAAAGGCUUUUCAAGUAUGCUAGAAUAUUGCAAACAUUUAAAUUCACAUUUAUCUGAAGGGAUUUAUUUAUGUCAAUAUUGUGAAUAUUCAACAGGACAGAUUGAAGAUCUUAAAAUUCAUCUAGAUUUCAAGCAUUCGGCUGAUUUACCUCAUAAAUGUAGUGACUGCUUAAUGAGGUUUGGAAACGAAAGGGAAUUAAUAAGUCACCUUCCGGUCCAUGAGACAACUUGAUUGUUCUCUCUAACUUCCAUAAUGUUGAUGUAAAAUAAUAAAUUUGACUUUUUUGCA
Eubalaena glacialis (North Atlantic right whale) is the source of this 1913-nucleotide messenger RNA. RefSeq names its product zinc finger protein 639 (gene ZNF639). The coding region runs from base 399 to 1856 and encodes 485 amino acids. Lineage: Eukaryota; Metazoa; Chordata; Mammalia; Artiodactyla; Balaenidae. Gene Ontology annotation, molecular function: DNA-binding transcription factor activity, RNA polymerase II-specific; RNA polymerase II transcription regulatory region sequence-specific DNA binding. The record is from RefSeq and is a predicted model, not a curated record. Gene Ontology annotation, cellular component: nucleus. Gene Ontology annotation, biological process: regulation of transcription by RNA polymerase II. The transcript is spliced from 7 exons.